AUGGUGAACACUGGGAUGCAGCUGAUCAGCUUCACCUGUGCGGUGACUGGCUGGAUUAUGGCAAUCGCUGUCACGGCUUUGCCUCAGUGGAAGGUCUCAGCCUUCAUUGGUACCAACAUCCUAACCUCAGAGAUCAAGUGGGAAGGCAUCUGGAUGACCUGUAUCUACCAGACCACGGGUCACAUGCAGUGUAAGACUUACGACUCCAUGCUGGCCUUGCCUCCUGACAUCCAGGCAGCCCGUGCCCUUAUGUGUCUGGCCAUCUUCAUGGGUUGGCUCUCCUGCACUGUGUCCUGCUGUGGCAUGAAGUGCACCACUUGUGCUGGGGAUGAUCGCCAGGCCAAGGCGGGCAUAGCGCUCUCAGGUGGAGUUCUCUUCAUUCUGACAGGACUGUGCAUAUUAAUUCCAGUUUCCUGGACUGCCAACACAGUCGUCCAGGAUUUCUACAACCCCAACGUCCCUAUGAUGCACAAAAGAGAGCUGGGCCAGGCCAUUUAUCUGGGCUGGGCAGCUGCGGUUAUUCUUAUGAUCAGCGGAAGUGUGUUGAGCAGCACCUGCUCGCUCAUGGAGAGGAACGGCAAGUACCGCAGGGGCUACAUAGGCCGGAGCUUUGCAAAUUCACCCCCUACAGCAGCAGAUCCCCCAAAGCCCAUCACUUCUAAUAAUUUACCACUGAAGGAGUAUGUGUAGGGAGGGAAGAGAUGAUGCUAUUGC
Messenger RNA from Archocentrus centrarchus (flier cichlid), 714 nucleotides. It is a transcript of the gene cldn35, whose product is annotated as claudin 35. The record is from RefSeq and is a predicted model, not a curated record. Gene Ontology annotation, cellular component: membrane; bicellular tight junction. NCBI's taxonomy places the organism in Eukaryota, Metazoa, Chordata, Actinopteri, Cichliformes, Cichlidae. Gene Ontology annotation, molecular function: structural molecule activity. The transcript has a single exon. Bases 1 to 690 code for a protein of 229 amino acids.